AAGGUGCGGCACCGUAUCACGUGCUCCUCCGUACGGACUCUGAAGGGAGCUGCAUGGGUGGGUUAGCAGAGUGGGGACUAAUUACAUCGAGCAGCUGAGUCGUUGCUCCCCAGGUUAUUUACAAAAUGUCAACCAGAACAGCCUCUGUCCAUGCCAAAUGGAUUAUAGGAAAAGUGAUUGGAACAAAAAUGCAGAAGACUGCUAAAGUCAGAGUUACUAGGCUUGUCCUGAAUCCAUAUCUGUUAAAGUUUUAUAACAAGAGGAAGACCUAUUUUGCUCAUGAUCCAAAAGAACAAUGUACUGUGGGUGAUAUUGUGCUUCUGAAGGCUUUACCUGAACGAAGAACCAAACAUGUAAAACAUGAACUAGCUGAAAUUGUUUUCAAAGUUGGAAAUAUUAUCGAUCCUAUAACACAGAAACGCUGCAGUGGGAGCAGAAUAAUUGAGCCCCUCACAGACUUUGAUUCAGAUGUCAGAUCACUGAAUGAUCAAUUAGAGAAUUUAGAGAUCAAUGCUGUGCAGAGUAAUUCUGAACAGAAAACCAAAAUAAACUGAGCUGAAUAAAUGUUGGUAAAUGUGAACAUCUUCACCAUAAAAUAUAUUGAUGUUCUCUAGCAUUUUCAAUAAAUCAUACAAUAUAGUUUUAAAGAUGUAAUAAUAUUUCUUGUAUCUUAUAUUAUUUCUUUUCCAUGUUUUUAUUAAUAUCAGAAUAAAAUGAAAGGAAGCAGUUAUUGCAUGUAAUGCUCAACAUCUGAAGUGUGCAUUUCUUUGUAUAUUUUUACAUUCAAACUAUGUGAUGAGAGUUGACACAGUGGUGUUGCCUGUGUGAAGUUUGUAUGUUCUAUCAUGACCGCAAAGGUGUGGGUUGGCAGAUUAAUUGGUGGCUAUAGUGUAGGAUGAGAGUUAAAAUGUGGGGAUAGGUUUAUGAGAGUGCAGAGAGAAUAAAAUUAUAUUAGUGUAGGAUUAAUGUAAAUGUGUACUUGUUACAGAAUGGAGUCAUUCAGCCAAAGGUCCCAUUUCUCUGGGUAGGACUUUAACUGGAAAUGUGAAUAGGCAACUUUUAAAAAGUACUGGUGGAAUUCCUAUGAAGAUCUCACAGUCUGUCAUAGGAUAAACUGUUACAAACAGUUUAUGGUAAAACUUGUUGAAUGCACCUAUUCAAUUUGUAUUUCUUUCCUCCCACAGAUGUUGCUUGACUGACAGUGUUCUUCCUGCAGAUUGUUACUCCAUUUGUAAAAAAACAAACUGAUCUAAUGUAGCAGAUGGAUGGCUGACAAAGUUACAAAAAAAAAUGUUAGCUGAACUUAUAGAAUUCUUUUGAGUCCAAAAGGCUGCAAUAUGCCCGGGCAGAAGAUGAAUUUAUCGUCAUAGAUGUGGGCAUGCCUUGGUGCUAGAAGCAUAGUGACAGUUGUUGGCUACCCACAGCACAUCCCCAGGCUAUUGGUUGUUGACGCAAAACUACAUAUUUCACUGCAUGUUUUGAUGUACAUGUGACAAAUAAAUA
Mobula hypostoma (lesser devil ray) is the source of this 1503-nucleotide messenger RNA. RefSeq names its product mitochondrial ribosomal protein S17 (gene mrps17). Gene Ontology annotation, biological process: mitochondrial translation. The coding region runs from base 126 to 554 and encodes 142 amino acids. NCBI's taxonomy places the organism in Eukaryota, Metazoa, Chordata, Chondrichthyes, Myliobatiformes, Myliobatidae. The record is from RefSeq and is a predicted model, not a curated record. The transcript has 3 exons. Gene Ontology annotation, cellular component: ribosome; mitochondrial small ribosomal subunit. Gene Ontology annotation, molecular function: structural constituent of ribosome.